AUGCUCACGGCAUCAGAAGCCCACCCUGCCAUCCACCACUCGCUGCUCCACAACCUCCCACAGACGAUUUUAACAUUAGAUAUCCAUAUCUCUACUCCAUACAAGUACCAGCGGCCCGUUUUACUACACGUCAAAGCCGGCAGCAAGGGCGAAUCCCAACUCGAGGGGUUGAGAAGGGGGCUCAGUGGGGUCAAGAGUUUCUUGGUCAACGUUCUCGACGUCGACCUGUUGGGAAGUCUCUUGGAAGGAUUCGGUACCGCUUACGAACCAACACCCUCAUCCUCUUUAUUGCCAGAAGCAGAGAGCAACAAGGGCCAAGGGUAUUCGUCCCCUGCCCUCCAAUCCUUGACUCUUCUCGGACCCCACGACUUGACAGACCCCAACAUUACAAGAACGGUCUCUCACUCUCCUAGCAUCCACACUCUCAAGCUAUACCCUCGCAGCAGCCGUCCAAUUCCGCGAUUCACUGUCGCCCCACCCGCCUCUACGGAUCAGACCGCACCCUCACCCCCAACAACAGGCACUACCAUCAAUCCUCCAGCAUCACCUUCCCAAGCAACCAGUGGAACUGGCACUGGAGGUGGUCCCGUGCGGACAUUUAUCAAUAUCGACCCAUUCACGCCAUGGAAUGCGGUAGAUGCGCUAUCCAAUGAGGCGUGGUUCCCUGCAUUAGAAAACCUGGUCGUACAGUUGCCUCAGUUUGAAAAGACGACUCCCGAGCUGGACAGGAUCAAAGCUGUCUGCGAGAAGAGGGGCGUGAGGGUCCGAGUGGAGCAGGCACAGGGAGUGACCGUACUAUGA
This is a messenger RNA of Acaulospora colombiana, 801 nucleotides long. The record is from the annotation of a GenBank genome assembly. NCBI's taxonomy places the organism in Eukaryota, Fungi, Glomeromycota, Glomeromycetes, Diversisporales, Acaulosporaceae.